GAUAUAAAUGACAAGUACUUUGAUCAUCUUUUCAUUAGGUAUUAUAUAACUUUGCAUGUAAUCAUUGUGAUGUCACACUUUUACCAUUUGCGUGUAGAAAGUCCAUGGUAGAUAUUUGGUUCGAUUGGUUUAUAUUGAUGAGAAUACACCACAUCUGACUACACCAUCGGUUAUUGUUUCUUACUUGUGUAUUAAAACAUUAAUAGGAUUACUUGAAGUUAGUUGUUCGAUUUAUUUAUCAUAAUCUCAAUAAUUUAUUUGGUAAUGUAGUCAAAUAUACCAGGUAACAUGUUUUGUAGUAUAUAUAGUAUAGUGUAAAUAGUAUAACCUAACUUCCUAUGUGACAAGUUUAGGAGUCACCAUUGUGCUAUGGUGAUAGCCGUGUGGGUACAUUGUACAUGGUUAUACACAUUGUAUAAUAAUAGAAAAGUAAUAAUAUAUAUGUUGUCAUUGCAGUGUAAUUUGGUAUAAGUUUAGUAAAAAUAGUAUAAAUUCCAAGUAUAAUGUUGUUAACUGACAGUCAGUAAAUUCAUUAAAAUAUAACUUAAUCGGUUGACUUCGUCGCCAUAUCGCCUUCAGUGUCGUCAUCUUGUUGCGUUUAACAGCUGCUUAAUGACUUGAUUUGGUUAACCAAUCUUUGAAUUGCCAUGAAUUAUAAUGUCAAAAUGCUUUCAAUAAUAUUCUAUAUUUCACUCGCAGUUUUGACCAUCUUUUGUACUUUAUCACUCUAUAUUAUUGUAUAUUUGAUGUACAUACAUUGGAUUACUUCUCAUAUACCAGGACCACCUCGUUCAAGUUUCUUUCUUGGUCAUCUGCCAGAUAUUUGGAAGUACAAAGCAAGAACAGGACGAGUUUUGCUGGAAUUUAUGAUGGUGAAAAGAUUUGAGUACGGUAAAAUAUAUCUGUUGUUUUUGGCACAUCAACCCGUGGUAUUUCUGGCAGAUUCAAGUUAUGUAAGACAUGUUUUUAUAAAUAACCAUAAACAUUUAGUGAAACCUCGUUUCGUUUAUGAUAAACUUGGAUUUGUCUAUGGUGAGCGCAGUGCAGGAUAUGGAUUAGUUACAAACACGGAUGAAAAAUCUUGGCAAAUGCAUCGACAUAUCAUGAAUCCAACAUUUUAUCGAAAAUCUCUUCGUGAUUUUAUGAAAAAUUUCAACAAUGUUUGUGAUCGUUUUCUGGUCAGAAUGAACGCAAUUGUUAAAGAACAGAAACCAAUAAGUAUGAUGGUUGAAUUUGGUAAAGCAACAUGUGAAUCUAUCAGUCAAGUAUCAUUUAAUAUUGAUACACAAGUUAUUGAAAAUCCAAACUCAAAGUUUCUUAGUGCAAUUCGUCUUGGAUUGGAAGGUACUCAAGAUAAUAUGGAAAAUCCUCUGAGUUCAGCACUAUUGACAAUGUUUCAGUGGAGCUUCUUACAAAAUGAGAAAAAGAAAAGUCAAAUUGAAGCUGUUCGAUUCCUGCGAAAUUUUGCUUCUCAGCAUGUUGAAAAGCGUAUAAAUGAAAUAGCAAAUAAUAAAGAUGUUCCUAAUGAUUUGUUGACUUCUCUUAUCAAAGAUGGUAGGUUAACAAUGGAUGAAAUAAUUGACCAAUUCUUAACCAUAUUUGUUGCUGGACAGGAAACUACUUCAAAUUCAUUAUCAUUUUUGCUCUAUGAAAUUCUCAAUCAUCCUCAUAUCGAAGAGAAGAUCCUUAACGAAGCAAAUGAAGUGCUUGGUGAUCGUGAACACAUGGAGUUUGAAGAUCUGGGAAAUUUGAAAUAUUUCAACAAGGUUAUGGAAGAAGGAUUGCGAAAACAUCCUGUUGCAACUGCACCAAUAAGAGUAAUGUUAAAAUCUUUAGAAGUUGGUGGUUUGAACAUUCCUUCUGGUGUAAUUGUUGAAUCUAGUCAACUCUUCUUUGGAAAUGAUCCAGAAAUUUGGCCAAAUCCUGAAAUAUUUGAUCCUGAAAGGUUUGAAAAUGUCGAUCACAUUCAAAAUUUCACCACAACACAUUUUCCAUUCUCCAUUGGUCGACGUGAUUGUAUUGGACGAACAUUUGCUAAGUUUGAAAUCAAGGUUUUUAUGGUUCGAGUUUUGAGAAAGUUCAAAUUUCAACUGUUACCAGGACAGACAGACAGAAUGGAAGCUAAGCUAACAAUUAAACCUUGUGAUGGUGUCAUGUGCCAUGUUAUGAGGCCUUAAUAAAAUGAUUGUAUUUCUUAUCAGAAUAUUUAUUUAAUGAAUAAUUUUGCCAUUAGCUAUAGUUAAGAUUUUAAGAUGACAUACGUAUUUGGUUUUAAUGACAUGAUAUGCAUAAAUUGAGUGAAUCACUUUUUUUAAAUUAAUAGCCAGUCAAUGCUAGCUUUGCCAUUAUAGUUACACAAAUGUUAUUUUUUAAUGCAAUGAAUGCGAAUUUGAGAUUGAUGGAAAUGUGAUAUUUAUACAUGCUUGUCAUGAAUAUAAAUACAUACACCUACUUUUUAAUAUUUUAUCAGCAAUGAUGUAUUUAAAACUAUUAUAUUAAUUUUAAUUUGGUAUAUUGUA
Molecule: messenger RNA, 2519 nt
Organism: Xenia sp. Carnegie-2017
Lineage: Eukaryota; Metazoa; Cnidaria; Anthozoa; Malacalcyonacea; Xeniidae
Product: cholesterol 24-hydroxylase-like
Exons: 1
Coding region: 648-2177 (509 amino acids)
Biological process (GO): cholesterol catabolic process
Molecular function (GO): cholesterol 24-hydroxylase activity; iron ion binding; heme binding
Source: RefSeq, a predicted model, not a curated record